Molecule: messenger RNA, 384 nt
Organism: Sordaria macrospora k-hell
Lineage: Eukaryota; Fungi; Ascomycota; Sordariomycetes; Sordariales; Sordariaceae
Source: RefSeq, a predicted model, not a curated record
AUGUCUUCCCAAUCCAACAACCAGAACAAGAACGUCACCGGCAAGCCCGUAACCAAAGCCAAGGUAGACGAGCAGAUCACCCACGCGCUCUGGAUCGGAGACACCAACGAGACCAUCCAAGUGAUUGCCUCCAAGGUCACUAUCCCGGCGAGAUUCGGCCGCCGUCGCACCAACACGGCCCCCGAAGCGGGCAACAAGUACGGCACAAGCAAUUACACCGACACUGCACCGAAGCACACCUACGGUCCGAAUGGAUUUUGCACUUACCACCCUGAGGGAGAGGAUGAUGGUCGUCUGGAGGAUUAUCAGUGGGAGGCGCUUGAGAAACAAGGUGCUUGGAAUUAUGCUGAGGAAUUUGAGGGCUGGAGCAUUGGAGACUCGUGA